AAGCUCUCGGUCAUUUCGACGCACCUUUGCGCCGCCUGAUGUCAUUAAAGGUUGGUUGACUCAAGAACCUCCUUGACUCAACUCAAUAAUAUUUGUAGUCGCGAGAGUACGUAUAAACGCGUAGAAGUUGGAAAGAAGUAUCGGGAACAGAUUGUUGAUACCUCAGUAAGAAAAUUGGCUGAUGAGCAGAGAAAAAAAUGGCUAAUCCCAAUAUCAUGGAUAUGACCGAGGAGGAUGCCGCUGGUCUUCAAUUUCCAAAAGACUGUCCGUCGAGUUUUUCGAAAGACUCGUAUCCAGAGCACGACGUAGAGCUCGAGGUGUCAGUCGUGAAGGAAGAACUCCUUACUUCAGACCCUGUGUGUAGUGCGUGUAAAUUAACUCUAUCCGAACCUUACAUAAGAUGUGUGGAGUGUCGUAAGACUGAAAUCUGCUCCAACUGUUUUUCAAAUGGUGCUGAAAGUAACACACACAAGAACAACCACAGCUAUGUUAUUAUAAAAAAUGAAUUUCCUAUCAUCUGUGGGUCGAGUUGGUCCGCUCGUCAGGAACUUGAGCUCCUUGAUGCUUUACAAGAAUGUGGUUUUGGCAAUUGGGUUGAUAUUUCCAGAAGAUUACAGAAUAAGACACCUGAGGAGUGCAAAAAGCACUACCUCGAACAUUACAUUGACAAUCAAAGUCUGCCAGGCUUGCCUAAAAUUAAAGAAACCACAGCAAGUCUCUUUUGCCAUGAAGUUGUACCAUACCUCUACAAGCUUCAAGAUUUAGAAGAGCCACCAAGAUUUGCCACAAACACUAUCAAUAGUAAAUUCUUGGCUGGGUACAAUGCAGCAAGGUCGGAUUUUGAAAUAAACUUUGACGAUCAUGCUGAGUCACUCAUCUCCGACCUGAAAUAUGACGAGUUUUGUUCAACUGAAAAGGACUAUGAACUUGGAAGAGAACUUCAGAUUGCUAUAGUAAAGGCUUACAAUCACAGACUUGAAGAAAGGCGCAGACGUAGGAGGAUUAUGAGAGAUCAUGGCUUAAUUUCAUUCCGAAGGACCAUGACGUGGCUCCAUAGAAUUUGACAAUGCUGACACCCUGCUGAUAUCCGAGGUGUGCAUGCUGCUGGAACACCGAAAAGCACAGAACGAAUCCGCCGAGGAGGAACAAGAGUUCUCCGAGGUGUUCAUGAAGAGUUUAACGUAUACAAAUCGGUUUCG
Messenger RNA from Athalia rosae (coleseed sawfly), 1199 nucleotides. It is a transcript of the gene Ada2a, whose product is annotated as DNA-directed RNA polymerase II subunit Rpb4-like. Bases 198 to 1064 code for a protein of 288 amino acids. NCBI's taxonomy places the organism in Eukaryota, Metazoa, Arthropoda, Insecta, Hymenoptera, Athaliidae. Gene Ontology annotation, biological process: regulation of transcription by RNA polymerase II; chromatin remodeling; mRNA export from nucleus in response to heat stress. The record is from RefSeq and is a predicted model, not a curated record. The transcript is spliced from 3 exons. Gene Ontology annotation, molecular function: chromatin binding; transcription coactivator activity; zinc ion binding. Gene Ontology annotation, cellular component: RNA polymerase II, core complex; SAGA-type complex; nucleus.